GGUGGUUGUCCUCUCCGCAAUGGGGAAAACCACCAACAAUCUCCUUCUUGCGGGAGACAAGGCCGUUAGCUGUGGUGUUUCUCUUGCAUCUGAGAUCGAGGAGUUGCGGAUUAUCAAGGAACUGCAUCUCAGGACAGUGAAAGAACUCGGGGUUGACCCGUCUGUUGUUUCUUCCUUUCUAGAAGAUUUGGAGCAACUCCUGAAAGGCAUAGCCAUGAUGAAAGAGCUGACUCUUCGAACCAGAGAUUACUUGGUCUCUUUUGGAGAGUGCAUGUCUUCGAGGAUUUUUUCGGCUUAUCUAAAUAAAAUCGGCGCCAAGGCUCGUCAAUAUGAUGCUUUUGAUGUCGGUUUCAUAACAACGGAUGAUUUCACGAAUGCCGACAUCUUGGAAGCAACUUACCCAGCUGUUGCCAAGAGACUGUAUGAUGAUUGGAUGAGCGAUCCUGCUAUUCCCGUUGUAACGGGUUUUCUCGGGAAGGGUUGGAAAACUUGUGCCGUUACUACCUUGGGUAGGGGUGGCAGUGAUUUGACCGCUACGACGAUCGGUAAAGCCUUGGGUUUGCGAGAGAUUCAGGUCUGGAAAGAUGUUGACGGUGUUUUAACCUGUGACCCGACUAUCUAUAAACGAGCAGUACCGGUACCAUAUCUAACGUUCGAUGAAGCAGCCGAGCUUGCUUAUUUCGGUGCACAGGUAUUGCACCCUCAGUCCAUGAGGCCUGCGAGAGAGGGCGAUAUCCCUGUUAGGGUUAAGAAUUCGUACAACCCUAAAGCUCCCGGAACUAUUAUCACUAAAGCAAGAGACAUGACUGGGACUGUCCUAACCAGCAUAGUUUUGAAACGGAAUGUGACCAUGCUGGAUAUAGUAAGCACCCGAAUGCUCGGCCAGGUCGGAUUUCUUGCAAAGGUGUUUUCGAUAUUUGAAGAACUGGGCAUAUCUGUUGAUGUUGUUGCCACUAGUGAAGUCAGUCUAUCUCUGACAUUGGACCCUUCAAAACUCUGGAGCAGGGAAUUGAUUCAACAGGAGCUCGAUCACGUGGUUGAAGAGCUAGAAAAAAUCGCGGUGGUGAAUCUCCUACGAAGAAGGGCAAUCAUCUCUCUCAUUGGUAACGUUCAGCACUCCUCUCUAAUCCUAGAGAAGGCAUUUCAUGUUCUUCGGACAAAAGGUGUCAAUGUCCAGAUGAUAUCACAGGGAGCAUCCAAGGUGAAUAUCUCCCUUAUAGUAAACGAAGACGAGGCCGAAAGAUGCAUAGAAGCUCUUCACCGAGCCUUUUUCGAGAGCGGUGACCUCUCGAAGCUAUUGAUACAGCCUGGAAGCGGCAACGGGUCGCCAGUUCCCGUUAAUGUAGAGAACUGAAUCGAACCCAUCUCAUCCCCUAAUGAUAUUUUACAUGAUUUUAGGUUAGGCGUUUCCCGGGCAAGUUCAUGACUUUGGCUCUUGAGUUUUGUUUUGUGAUUUGUAGUAACAUAACAUGUACCUGUUCCCUGUGUGGUGCGGGGAAAUUUUUCGCCGGUCGAGAACUUAAUGCCGUUUUGCAUUCGGGCAAGUGGAAUGAGUGCCGUCUUGCAUAAAUCAGACAUUUUUUUAA
Messenger RNA from Tarenaya hassleriana, 1586 nucleotides. Its product is annotated as aspartokinase 1, chloroplastic. Lineage: Eukaryota; Viridiplantae; Streptophyta; Magnoliopsida; Brassicales; Cleomaceae. The record is from RefSeq and is a predicted model, not a curated record. The transcript is spliced from 13 exons. Gene Ontology annotation, cellular component: chloroplast stroma. The coding region runs from base 20 to 1354 and encodes 444 amino acids. Gene Ontology annotation, molecular function: aspartate kinase activity.